UAAUAAGCUAAUGAGCCAGGAUGAAUUUUGGCCGAAGUAGGAGGGGAUUCAAGAGGGUUAGGAUGGUUAAAAGAAGAGAAAGAAUAAAAAAAGAGUAAUUUCAAAUCCCAGUUAAUAAACAGGUCAUUGGAGUGAAUUGGAACAUUAAACAUAUAUCGAUUUUUUGAAUAUGCAUAGAUCUGUGAUGGAGUCACAAGAUUAAAAGAAGACAAGCAAAAUAUUUAAGUUGAUGAGUGAGACCAUUGGUACUAGAAGUCCAUCGCAAUGCAGGUUCUUGAUUUCACCAUAAUUAUUUAGAUCUCAUCAUUAGAAGUUCAAUCCCUUUGUUCAUCAAAUCAAGAAGAGACAAAAGAGGAAAAAGGACAAUUAAAAUACAGAGAAACUAACUAAGAAUGACGAAAAUGCAUUCUUGUAAUCUUUGCAAAUUCAGCAUCAAUUAUUUUAGUAAUAACCUUUGGUAAUUCUCUAAUCAAUGUAUAGGAAUAUUAAAUGUUAUAGAUUCCUUACUUCCCCUAUGUUCCUGUAUUUGAUAACUCAUUGAAAGAGGAUGAUAAGUUUAAUGAGCAAUAGCAGUUGUAUUUUCAACAGUGCAUGCUCCUGCAAUAAAAACUACCGUAAUAAUUGGAUGACAAGAACAUAUGUUGUUUCAAUUUUAAUUUCAUGCCCCAACAGUAGAUGCAUUUAAAUUUUAAUUACUUCCAAUAAUAAUAAAUGUUCAACAAUGAUUUUCAAGUUUUGAAUUCAUGUGAUCUUAACAUCAAGGAAAACUAAUUCGAUGAGCAAUGA
This is a messenger RNA of Paramecium octaurelia, 786 nucleotides long. The record is from the annotation of a GenBank genome assembly. NCBI's taxonomy places the organism in Eukaryota, Ciliophora, Oligohymenophorea, Peniculida, Parameciidae.